UGCAACAUCCAAUCCACAAAACUAAAUAUAUCCCUUACCAUUAAUAUCAACCAGAGCUUACAAAAUGAGUAAUCUUGCAUUUUUCAUCAUUUUCUCUCUCCUAGCUUCUCUCUCACAUGCCAUAGAACUCGACUUCUGUGUCGGAGAUCCUAGUCUUCCUAGAGGACCUCAAGGAUAUGCAUGUAAAGAUCCUUCUAAAGUCACAACUGACGAUUUCGUUUACACCGGCUUUCGUGGUGAAAAAGCCACCACUAAUAUUUUCGGAAAUAAUGUGACUCUUGCAUUUUCAAAUGCAUUUCCUGCCUUAAAUGGUUUAGGCAUCACUAUGGGUAGGUUAGACUUUGGCGUGGGAGGAGUGAUCCCACUACAUUCCCACCGUACAUCGGAAGUUAUUAUAGUCGCAAGAGGUUCAAUCAUUGCAGGGUUUAUUGACUCAAACAACACUGCAUACUACAAAAGAUUAGAAGUAAACGAUGUUAUGGUGUUUCCACAAGCCAUGCUUCACUUCCAAAUCAAUGUUGGUACAACUCCAGCAACUGCAUUUGUUAGCUUGAAUGGUGCAAAUCCAGGACUACAACUCACUACUCCUUCCUUGUUUGCUGGUAAUUUACCUGGGGACAUAGCUGAGCAAAUUACACUCUUGAGUAACGAAGAAGUAACGCGAAUGAAGAGAAUAUUUGGUACUGCUUAAUAUCCAUCACCAAUAUAUUUGUGCCAUGUGACAUGAUUGGAUCAGUUUGUAUUUUAUGUGACCUUUAUUUAUUUGAUAAUUCAAUAAUUUAUUUAAACAUUGUAAUAAAGAGUGUACAUCUACUUGUUGCAAUGCAAUAUCUCGACGAAGAGUGUGCAUGAAUCAUAUUGUAUUAAUUGAAGUUGUUUUUGGAAAUGAAUAUCAUUGAAUUUCAUAA
Messenger RNA from Spinacia oleracea (spinach), 908 nucleotides. RefSeq names its product auxin-binding protein ABP19a-like. The record is from RefSeq and is a predicted model, not a curated record. Gene Ontology annotation, molecular function: manganese ion binding. The transcript has a single exon. Bases 65 to 691 code for a protein of 208 amino acids. Lineage: Eukaryota; Viridiplantae; Streptophyta; Magnoliopsida; Caryophyllales; Amaranthaceae.